CGGUGCUGUGCGCAGGCGCGCGUGCCGCCGCAACCCACAACAAAGGGGAAAAAAGAGGUUGCGACCACCUUCCUCGUCCCCCUGCCGGGAGUGGGCGGCCAGCGGGACUCCACCUCCCAAGGCGCACAGCGCGGCGCGUUGCAUCCUGGUAGCUGUAGUUUUUUUCUGGCCACGUUCCCUCACGCCGCGCAGUUGGCGGGCGGAGGCUGGCGGUGGGUAGCAACGGCCGACGCCACGGAGCCGCAGGGGGGCUCCGCGCGCAUUCUGGGACUUGUGGUUCUUCCGGGAGCCCGCGGCGGGAGCGGAGCGCGGGACGGAGGAGCGGCUCGAACUACCGCUGCUCACCGGCUGCUGCCCCGGAGCUAGCGGCGGCGUCAUGCGGGCGCCCCGCGGGGAGCCCGCCCUGGAAGAGUCCCUGGAGCGGUACCAGAGGCGCCUGCGAGAACGUGCUAGUGAAAGCAUUCAUCAACUGAAAUAUGCCUUGGAGGACAAACAGUUUGCAAAGGAUGAUAGUGAAGCUGGAUCUGACCAGUCCUCUGAGGACAGGGGCAGUGAUGACAGUGGGAAUGCAGCCUGGCAGGAACUGCAGAACAGUCAUGCAGUUAAUCAACUUAAAUUUUUGUUGGAACAUCAAGAAAGAAUGGAAAGUGAAGUCUCUCUGUCAAGGAUGAAGAUGUCGUUCUGUAAAACUCCGGAAGUUGCAACUAGAGACUUACCAGCCCUUUCUGACCUCGUUCCUAUAAUCAAUGAUCAGUCACAGUACAUCAGCCAUUUAGAAGCAGAAGUCAAAUUUUGCAAGGAGGAAUUGUCUGGGAUGAAAGGUCGACUACAAGUAGUUGUACUUGAAAAUGAGGAACUCCAUCAGAAACUGAAAUUUUUAACUACAGAACAUAUGUGGAGAGAACAGACUCUUCUAGAUGCCUCGGCAGAUACUCAGAACUCCUGCCCUUUAGGUGGUAAUGACUGUAGCAUGCAUCGGCCUGUCACUUCAUCACCAGCACGUAACAAAGAUCAGGCUUCUGUUACAGCAGCUGUUGAAGAAAUAGAAAAAUGGCAUGUAGAACUGGAGAAACUAAAACUUCUUUAUCAAGAAAAAGUCAGUAUCCUCGAUGCUCAAAUAGAGUCUCUAAGAAAAGACCUUUCAGAAUCUCGGAAAACAUGCCAGGAUUUGGAAGGAAAGCUAAAACACCAAACGUCUCUUGUUUCAGCCGUGAAUUGUAGCCGGGUUGGUGGUCUGUGUCUGAAAUGUGCACAACAUGAGGCAGUUCUUGCACAGACUCAUUGUAAUGUUCACAAGCAGACCAUCGAGAUGGUAAAAAAAGAAAGAGAUGACUUGGCGGAUGCCCUUGUUUCACUAAGACAAAAUAUGAAAGAAAUGCAGAAAAGAGAAUCUAAUGCUUGUGAGCAAGUUAAACAAGCUGUGCAAAUGGCAGAAGAGGCCAGUUUAGAAAAAACAAAGGCACUAGUCCUGUGUGAGCAGUUGAAAAGUGAGAUAGAACGGCAGAAGAAUCGUCUUGAAAAGGAGUUAACUGCCCAGCUAAACAAGAGAACUCAUGAAAAAGAAGCACUACGGGAAGAAAUGAAGAAGGAAAGGGAGGACUUGGUAGUGAUGGUGACGGCAAUGUCUGAAAAUGUGGCCAUGCUGGAGGCUCAGGUAGAGAGAAUUACAAGGGAGAAGAAGUCUUUAGUUAACCAGUUAGAAGAAUCUCAACGUCAGCUUGAAUCUCAUGAAAUGGAAAUGAGUAAGGUGUGUGGAGAAAUGCGCUAUCAGUUGAAUCAAACCAAAAUGAAGAAGGAUGAGGCAGAAAAGGAGCUCAGAGAGUACAGAACAAAAACUAUAAGGGAGCUUGAAAUUAAGGACCAGAAAAUAGAAAAACUGGGAUUAGAGCUGAAUGGAAACAAACAGCGUUUGGAACAAGCCCAGCAGGACGUGACAGGAGCCAGAGAGGAGUGCCUGAAACUGACAGAACUGCUGAGUAAAUCUGAGCACCAACUGCACCUCACCAGUCAAGAAGUUCUGAAGUUUUUGGAGGAGGAAACUUCUGAUAUCUUCACACUAAUACUGGAGGGAUUGGAAAAAGAGAGCAUUCAGCACAGCAUUAGCAACGAAGCAAAGGCCCGAGCCCUUCAGGCCCAGCAAAGAGAGCAGGAGCUGACACAGAAGAUGCAGCAAAUGGAGGCCCAGCAUGAGAAAACUGUAAAUGAACUAGAUUCAUUACUGACCUCCCAGAAUGCAUUCAUAGCAAAAUUAAAGGAAGAAUGUUGUCUGUUGGCAAGGAAGUUGGAACAAAUGUCAGAAAAAUACAGAUCUGAAGUCAACCAGCUUAGUCAGGAAAAAGAGUAUCUUCAUGUCAGAUUGGAGAAGAUGCAGAAACGGAAUGAUGAAUUGGACCAACAAUGUGUCCAGCAUGGGAGAAUGCAUGAGAGGAUGAAGUCGAGGUUACAGCAGCUUGACAAGCACUGCCAGGCCACUGCCCAGCAGUUAGUGGAGUUGCUCAACAAACAGAAUCAGCUCUUCAAAGAGAAGCAGCUGCUUACAGAAGAGGUGCAGUUUCUGCGAACACAGGAGAAAAAAUGGGAUGCAGAUCUCAAACAGGACACAGAUGGAAUAAAGUAAAAACCUGGAUGGAUAAAGAGGAAUGAGCAGAAGUCUGCUCUGCCCCCGGCUGAAACUUGGGCUUGUCUUGUUCACCUAAGCCACCUCUGCAGAAAACAGGCACACUUCCUGGCUAAUUUCAACUGGUUUCUAUUUGUUUUUAACCACAGACUCAUAAAUAUUUUGAAGCGUUACCAGCCUAACAAACUUCCUAGGAAGAAAGCUGAAACUUUCCUGAAAAGGCUAUGCUUGUAAGCUAGUUUUAACAGCUAUUACGUAGUGUGGACUUAAUUAAUAAUUUGUACAAUUUUUUUAUAAAAUGUUUUUAUCUAUUUUUAUAAUUGAACAUAGAUGCCUUAUUUACAGACAAACACCAAUAAAGUUAAUUUGAUUUUUUUUUUU
Molecule: messenger RNA, 2998 nt
Organism: Columba livia (rock pigeon)
Lineage: Eukaryota; Metazoa; Chordata; Aves; Columbiformes; Columbidae
Gene: SDCCAG8
Product: SHH signaling and ciliogenesis regulator SDCCAG8
Exons: 20
Coding region: 377-2617 (746 amino acids)
Biological process (GO): tube formation; centrosome cycle; neuron migration
Cellular component (GO): centrosome; centriole
Source: RefSeq, a predicted model, not a curated record